ACACACACAAAAAAAAAAAAAACUCUUAUCACGCCUCUAAGCUUGGCCUCCGUCUCCGAGCUCCACCUCCGGCUCGGCGUCCGUAUGCGCUUCCCCUCCGCCUUGGAGCAUGCUUGAGGAAUUUAGAUUAUAAUUCGCAAAUGAAUUAUUAAAAUUCUGAGUGCUCAAUAAAUUUGAUGGAUAGUCUAUUUUCAGUGAAGUCUCGUUGGACGCUUUGCUCAGUCUCAGACACAUUACGAUGAUAAAAACUUCUCCGCACAUCGCUGUGACUCUCUCCCUCAAGCGAAGAUUUCAUUCUUGAAUACUGAAACCCUCGUCCUCCCCGCUCCGAUUCAAAGCAGGCGGCAACUCGAGCUUCAGGUCCAUGGCAAUCCCUUCUCUCUUCCUCCAAAGGCUGAGACCGAGGAGAACAAGUCAUCAUCAGCUUCUUUCAAACUUUCCUCGACUCAGGAAUCAAGAAGACCCAUGCAACAAAUCGUGGGCUUUGAGGAGUGUAAAUUCUGGUUAUGGAAAUCUUACUAAAUUUGAAAGGGAAUCAAGUCUUGCCCCUUUUUGCAAGGUUCUCGAUCAAAUAUCUGUAAAUAGGUUUCUUAGUGGACUGGAAUGCACCCGGUUUACUCGUAUUUGUACUAUUCAUACAAGCCGGCAUCUUACCAACACAAGCGAAGUAGUGGAGGCUCAAAAUAGUAGCACAGGAGAUGUGACAGUCGAUGCCAAUGGCAGCACAAAAGUAAAAAGGAAAAAGUUGAAAGGAAGAAGAGCAGUUGUAAAGUUUCUGAAGUCCUUGAGGUGGAAGAAGAAGAAAGAGUAUGAAAGGAUGACCGCAGAAGAAAAGAUUUUGUACAAAUUGAGGAAGGCUCGAAAAAAGGAAGAACGACUUGUUGAGGCAUUAAAGAAAAUUGAACCUUCAGAAUCAUCUGAAACUAAACACGACCCAGAGAUUCUUACACCAGAAGAGCAUUUCUACUUACUAAAAAUGGGCCACAAGUGCAAGAACUAUGUCCCUGUGGGAAGACGUGGGAUAUUCCAAGGAGUAAUUCUUAACAUGCAUUUGCACUGGAAGAAGCAUCAGACACUGAAGGUUAUUGUGAAGACCUUCACUCCAGAAGAGGUUCGAGAAAUUGCGGCUGAGCUCGCUAGAUUAAGCGGGGGAAUUGUGCUUGAGAUACAUGAGGAUAAUGAGAUUAUCAUGUAUAGAGGAAAGAAUUAUUCGCAGCCACCAACUGAGAUCAUGUCACCUAAGGUCACACUGUCCAGGAAGAAGGCCCUCGAUAAAUCCAAGCACAGAGAUGCCCUAAGAGCUGUUCGAAGGUUCAUUCCGAAGCUCCAACAAGACCUCGAAAGUCUUCAGAUACAAAUGAAAACAAUAAGUGAAAACAAAGUAAAGGAUUCAACAGAGAAAGAACUUCUCGGUACAGGUAUCAAUGACAAAGGAUCUGAUCAUCUACUUGAUAACUCUGAUGAAUUUCAAGAUGAAGAAGUAGAAAAAGAACUUGAUGGAGACGAAUCCUUGGAGGAAUCUGAUAUUCUGUCAGAAUCUGAAGCUCUCUCUGACUUAUUUGAAACGGAUACUGAUGAAGGGAAAAUAGAGGAGAAAGAAGAAACACCUCUAUAUCUGAACACCUUAGAAAAGUUUUCUUCAGGUGGUGAUGAUAAAGAGCAAGUUGAUUUUGAGACUCAUUUGCGCCAGAUUUCUGCUGCAGCAAAGAGAGGUGAUUCACCGGAAAAUAAUAAUGUAAAAGUAUCUGAUUUGGAUGAGAUUGACCAGAUUUUCUUGAGAGCUGACUUUCUAUUGAAUAAAAAGAGAAGGUGAUUUCUAAAUUUUUGGAAAGAGAUUUACAUGUAAAUUUGUUUUGGUUUUUCAUUACUAUGUGAAUUGAGGAUGACUUGGUUAGCAUUUGUAUUUGAAGAAAUGGAGUAAUAUAUCCAAAUGAUAAUGAUUAA
Asparagus officinalis (garden asparagus) is the source of this 1944-nucleotide messenger RNA. RefSeq lists its product as uncharacterized. The coding region runs from base 365 to 1813 and encodes 482 amino acids. Gene Ontology annotation, molecular function: RNA binding. NCBI's taxonomy places the organism in Eukaryota, Viridiplantae, Streptophyta, Magnoliopsida, Asparagales, Asparagaceae. The transcript has 7 exons. The record is from RefSeq and is a predicted model, not a curated record.